Messenger RNA from Zingiber officinale, 1756 nucleotides. RefSeq lists its product as uncharacterized. The transcript is spliced from 3 exons. The record is from RefSeq and is a predicted model, not a curated record. The coding region runs from base 483 to 1484 and encodes 333 amino acids. NCBI's taxonomy places the organism in Eukaryota, Viridiplantae, Streptophyta, Magnoliopsida, Zingiberales, Zingiberaceae.
GGACAGGCGGAGUGUGCAACACCGCCACCCCACAAAUGACGCUCCUACAGACAGCUCAUCGCAUGCAUUCAAUGAGUUCGGUGGCCUCGUCUCUCCUUCUAUCCUUUAUUCAAUUCAACCAGCAAAAGAACGAUAAUCUAUGUGCUGCGAAUGGUGAAAUCCGUCGUGCCGUACUCCGAGUCAUUGGAGCGAGUAAAUCUCGUGCAUGGAAGAGCUGGAACCGUUCUUCAUUCCCGUGUUUGAAAAAUUACAUUUUUGUCAAUGUACUCUGGAUGUGUUGGCGUCCGUGACGCUGGUAACGUGCAAUAGAAGCAGAAGGGAGCCCUAGUGUAUAUUCUGUUGCUGCAAAUCUCACUGAUGAAAUGCAUCGGAUCUAUGAAGCCGACAGGACGAAAUAGUUUUAUAGAAAGCAAGCUUCCCACUUCCCUACAUUGAAAAAUUGACUGGACGAGGUGAAUGAUCUACUCAGCCUUGCGUGUGACAUGGGGCUCUCUGGCAGCGUUUCUUGCCAUGCCACUGUGCUUUGCAUUAUUCCGCUUCUGGUCUUGAUUAUCCUCUAUGCAUGCUUGUUGCUGCCAACUCCCGCUUCUUUCUUCCGGCCACAGCAUGGCACAAACAUGAAAGAAAAUGUCCCAAAAGAUGAGCUAGAUGCAAUACUUCAGGGAGUCUCCAUGCAGAACAAGACACUGAUCAUUGUGAUACUAAACAAGGCAUAUGUUGAGGAAAAUGGCAUGCUAGAUCUGUUCCUGCAAUGUUUUCAAGAAGAGGAGAACCAAUUCUUGAUCAGGCACAUUCUCUUUGUUGCAGUUGAUGAAACGGCCUUCAACCGAUGUUGCGCCCUAGAGCUUCACUGCUACAAACUCACAACUGACGAAGUCAACUUCUCAAAAGAGGCAUUUUACAUGUCUAAUGCAUUUAAUGAGAUGAUGUGGAGAAGAACUCUCUUCCUUGGGGACGUCCUCCGACGUGGAUACAAUUUCAUCUUCACCGAUAUGGAUGUUCUUUGGCUGCGAAAUCCAUUCUCAAGGUUGAGUCAUGAAGGAGAGGACCUUCAGUUGAGCUGUGACUUUUUCUUCGGCAAUCCAUUCCACAAUCCCCACUUCAACACUGGUUUCUACUUUGUAUCUGCCAACAACAAAACCAUAGCCCUGUUUGAUGAAUGGUAUGCAUUGCGAAACAAUUCCACAGGCAAGAAAGAUCAAGAUGUGCUUCAGGCGAUGAUGAAGGAGGGUGCCUUUACGAGGCUGGGGUUGAGGGUUAGAUAUUUGGAGACUACAUAUUUCAGUGGCUUCUGUCAAAUGAGUCAGGACUCCAGGGAAGUGAUAAUAGUCCAUGCAAACUGUUGUGUAAGUGUGAAAGUCAAGCUCAUAGAUCUCUCAAAAGUGUUUCAAGUUUGGAAAUCAAUCGAGGGGAAUCUCACAUCAGAGACUGCUGCAUGGCCUCCAAAGGCUGGAAUUUGCUUGCAUGAUACUACUGUUAAGUGAGUUGAGUGAGAUGGACAAACUUGGGUUACUUUCUGGCCUGUCCGACUACCAUUAAAUGAUGAUGUCAGGCUCCAUGUUCCACGUUCCAGCCAUCAUGUCAUUUAUCAGGAGUGGCAAUCCUUCUGAGCUAGUAGAAAAAGAAUACAAGGAGAUGAUAGUGAAACAUUGUACUUUAAUUUAUCUUGUUGGAACCUUUGUUCCAAUUUAUACAUUUAAACCGACAUUAAAUAUUGGGAAUUUUAUGAGAUGAAUCUUAUACAAUUAUUAUUCUA